Exaiptasia diaphana is the source of this 1307-nucleotide messenger RNA. RefSeq names its product transmembrane protein 187-like. The record is from RefSeq and is a predicted model, not a curated record. The transcript has a single exon. Lineage: Eukaryota; Metazoa; Cnidaria; Anthozoa; Actiniaria; Aiptasiidae. The coding region runs from base 3 to 824 and encodes 273 amino acids. Gene Ontology annotation, cellular component: transport vesicle.
AAAUGAUUGUCAAAUCUUUUGYCUACGUCCUUAUUCCWUUGCUACUGACGUUUUUCGUAACGUGGCUCAAACUAUUAGACCGUGCCAAGGUAGAAMUAGGCCUAGRUCAUUAUGCAGAAAAAGGAGAACCAAACUCUUUCCUCAAAAUGCCCGCAAAUGCGCUUGUCAACAUUGGCUAUUCCAUUGUCGGCMUUUAUUGGAUUGGACGGACUAGAACGCGUCAAAAGAAGCUCGGAGAAGAAGUUAUGUUUUACUUCAUAUUUGGAUGGAUGGCAGUAUUCUACGGGGCAGUACAGUUUUGUCGAAUUGUAACACAAACGCGGUUAUGGGCCAUCAUKGACCAAUGGGUCACUCUACCAUUCUUUGCAUGGACUGUUUGUUGGAACGAGUUUGUCUAUUGUAAUUCGCUUUGGCAAUCCAGAAGGUUUACAUUUUACAUGCGUACGUCUUUGAUAAGCUACCUCUUGGUGCUUCUGCAUGACCGUGGCUUUGAGACUGCCCUUGGAAUUCACAUCCUAGCUGUAAUCGCGUAUACCAUCCGCACACAAACCAAACUAGGGAACAAGAUGUCAUUGAAUUAUUUUUGGUUGGCGAUAAUAUGUUGUACAGGAUUYGUUUUUCUCAAACUUGGAGAUCAUUUUUUGGGCCGGUUUUCACUUUUUCAUAGAUUUAGUGGUCAUUUUUGGUCGAAAGUUUGUGACAUUGGGCAGAUUCAUUUUGUAUUUCGAUACUUUGAAAGUCUGGGACUUGACAACAAAAAAUUCAAAGGUUUAAACGAAAAGCACAAGAAGAAAAUUGGUUCUAAAAACGCAUCAGUCAAUUGAAACCAAUGCCCCAAGCCUGCAGUCAAUACCAGGGAAUUACCAGGAUUUAGCAUCCCUAUUAUUUGGGGUUGAAAAUGGCAACUAACAGAAAUAGAUCCCAAUGUCUGGUUGACACAAUUAGUUAUGCAAAUAAGAAAUGCAAAUUACAGCAUCAGUUCAGAUAAUUUUUAAAAAAAUUCCAAUUCUUGCACUUGCCUUAUGUGCACCAUAGAUCUUUUCUAAAAUACAAAAUCAUGGUGUAUUGUGGUUUACAAUUAUAGCUUCAGUACAAAUGCCAUAUUUGGCAACAUGACCAAAAGAUGUUAGUACCCAAUCUAGACCACAAUGCAAUGCAACUGCAUUCUCAGAAAAGGCUGAUUGCUUCUGUUAACAAGACUUUAUACUAGUAAAGGUACAGUUUCAGCCGAAACGUUUCAGCCAGUUCCAUCGAGCAGCCUUAUUAUUAUAUUAUAACUCUGGUUUCACUAGUACUAUUCAUUGCAU